CUUAUUUUGAAAGUAACUUCCCGGCACCGGCACUGACAAAGUUCGUGCGUUAGCAAACAGGAAGUGGACGAAGGUGAAAAACGGAUAAAAAUGGUAAAGUUUAAGGACAAAGAAGUGAAGUUUAUGCUAUUAGCGACGCCCAAAAGUGGCAAAUGGAGGACAACACACAUGGCACUGCUGCGUCCAGGGUAGCCUCGCAGGGAGAAAACCGCGAGACAGAGGAGGACACUGCCGUGAACAAUGAAGGACUACGCCACCAGCGUGGCUUUCCUGGGACAAUGGGGGCGAUUCCAGAAGGUGGUGUUCUUCCUGCUCUGCUCCACCAUCGUCCCCAACGGAUUCGGUGCCUUCACGCUCAUCUUCCUGACGGACGUGCCGAGUCAUCGCUGCCUGGUUCCCGACGUCGGCGUCAACCUCACCGAAGAAUGGCGCAGGUCCAUCAUCCCGGUGCAGGUGGUGAACGGGAAAGAGGAGCUGAGCAGAUGCACCAGGUACAGGCUGGACGUGGUCAGAAAUCUCUCUGCUCAGGGAUACAGUCCUGGCCGGGACGUCAACCUCACUGACCUGGAGCAGGAGGGCUGUGUGGACGGAUGGAGCUACAGCACGGACGUCUACCAGUCCACUGUCGUCUCUGAGUUUGACCUGGUGUGCGGUGACGAGUGGAAGCAGCCUUUAACCGCCUCAGUUUUCUUCGUGGGAAGUCUGUGUGGAUCCUUCUUCUCUGGACAGCUCUCAGACAGAUUUGGAAGGAAACCUGUUCUUUUUGCAACUAUAGCAGUUCAGGCGAUUUUUACGUUCGUUCAAGUCUUCUCUGUGUCAUGGAUUAUGUUCCUCAUCCUCCUUUUCUUCAAUGGUUUGGGGCAGAUUGCCAACUUUGUAGCUGCUCUAGUGCUGGGAGCUGAGAUCUUAAUUGGCAACGUGCGAGUUCUUUACUCCUCUUUAGGCACAUGUUUAGGCUUUGCUGUGGGCUAUAUGAUACUGCCCGUCUUCGCUUACUUUGUAAGGGACUGGAGAUUUCUCCUGUUGGCUUCAUCUCUGCCUUGCCUGGUCUACCUCCCCCUCUGGUGGUUCAUCCCAGAGUCUCCUCGGUGGCUGCUCUGUCAGGGAAGGGUGGAGGAGGCAGAGGCCAUAGUGAGAAAAGCUGCUAAAUGGAACAAAUGUCAGGCUCCAAGCGUCAUCUUUGAAGAUCACAGUCUUUAUAAGGAAAAAGCUGCCUCGGUGGAAAAACACAAUUUCCUCGACCUCCUGAGGAAGAGCAGCAUCAGAAUCACAACCCUCCUUCUCUGCUUGGUGUCGUUCACUGUGACCACUGGAUACUUUGGCCUGUCCUUCAGCACAGCUCAACUUCAUGCGAACCCCUACAUCAGCUGUUUCAUCUCAGCAGCCAUAGAGGUUCCUGGAAACAUCUCCAGCUGGCUAGCUCUGCUAUACUUUCCACGACGACACUCUGUCAUCGGUGUUUUGCUCCUCGCAGCAGCGCCACUGUUCCUCGUUCAACUUGUGCCUCAAAAUCUACCAAAUUUGGCUCUUGCACUGGAGAUAUUGGGCAAAUAUGCUUUUACCUGUGGUAUCUCCAUGAUGUUUGCGUACUCAGCAGAGCUUUACCCAACAUUCCUCAGGAACACAGCGACAGGGACAGUGGGGACCAUUUCGAGAGUGGGAACCUGCAUUACACCAUUUCUGUUGAAGUUGAAUAAAUACAUGAAGUACCUUCCUCAUAUUACUCUGGGGACUAUGGCUGUUGUGUCUGCUUUUGCCACGCUCUUCCUUCCAGAGAGUUUUGGACGACCUCUACCUGAAACUACUGAACAGAUGAAAAAAAGAGAAAGGAUAAAGUUUCCAUGCAUCAAGGGGGAAAAAACCCCAGUACCCUUGGAAUGCCCGGACAGUCCGUUAUGAUUAUCUGGAAUAUUUUAACACUGCAAGAGAGGAAACAUUUUCACAAAUUUCCCAUAGAAGAAUGCAUGGAUGUUGGUGUAGGUAUGCAACAACUGGAUACAUCUCAAGGCACUUCAGAAAGUAAGGUCAACACUUUACAGUAUUACAGAGAGAAACGCAACAGUUCCCACAAUGCAGUUUCUUUUGUAACGGGAAGGAAGUGACUCAGGGUGGGCGGCCGUUUGCCUUAACCAGUUGGGUUGAGAGGAGAGAAAUGGAAUAUGUUACAUUUACAUAAUAGGUUCAAUGUCAUAAGGAAUUGGGACUGGCUUAUGCCUCUGAUUGUCUGAUUAGCUGUUCCUAAGUUCCUUUUCCAAUUCCCUUACUUGUGUUCUAAGGGUCCUCCACAGUUUUCUUAGUCGUCUCUUUUCCUUCACAAGUCUGUCUAGUUCCUACUGUCUCCUGGACUUAGGCUGGGCUGAAGGUUCUUUCCGUGUCAUGUGGUGCUUGAUUUUAUGACACAAGUCUCUCUGCCCCUUAUUCGUAAAUGUUGUCUCCGGUCUUUUCCAGUUUUUCGUUCAACGUCUCCUUUCUGUGCUUCAAGGAGACGGACUAGAUGUGUAUCGAUGGUCAACCACUCUUUUUCUGGCAAGACUUGUUUACAUUCAUUAACUAGGACUUGAUGUUACAAUCCCUGAAGGAACUUUACUUUCCAGAGUGUAUUUUUUUUUUUUUUUUUUUGCGGUGACCACCAGAUGGAGCUACCGUUACAAUGCAUCAUACAUUAAGACGGUGAGGUGGGUUGGGCCGGCAGGGGUUAGGGCAACAUUAAACCUGGUUCUCUUUAGUGGAGGGUUCGCCCCUGAUUAGGGUAAGGUGAGUCACCACAAGUAGACACAUCAUCAGUUGUGCUCCAUCAGGUGUUGCAGCCUUUUAUCGCAAGACACCCUCAGUUGAUGCAGUGUGUGUCUCAUGGUUAGCUCCUCUGUGGUCACCCAGGAUCUUUCCUCUUCAGCCACAGCUUUAAAGGGCCAGUAUGGGGGUUAGGGUUAGAAAGCUGCUCGGACCGAGCCUCAGGUACGGGAGACUGACGCGCUAACCACUAGGCCCAAAAGCCCUGAGUCGUAGCGCUAUUCGCUAGUACGUCUCUUAAGGUGUCGGCAAGUGAUGUUUACAAACUGCACUCGCAGUGUUGUGUGGUGCGGUCCGCACCACCUUUUUGCUUUUCGAUUCACAGAGCCAGGGCUGAGCCGAAAACACUGAUUUUUUUUCUUCCGCGCGCACACAGAACCGACAGCUAGCGGACCUCGAGGAAAUAUUAGCUGAUUUUUACAAAAAUGCCAACCUCCCUCAGGAGCCUUGUGUCUGUGGGAACUUGUCCUGGGUUUUGAGAGGCGUGGUGUUGGUGGUUUCUCUUUUGGUCUCAGGUUCAGCUGCUAAGCACCUCAAUAGCUGGUUUUGUCGCCAGGGGGGAUCUUCCAUGUGUCGAUAUCGUGAUUUCAGCCCCUUGACAGGGACUUUGUAUUGAAACCCACUUUGUUGUAUUUUAAACCCCCCUGAGAUGCCACCCAAGGUCCCCGGUGUACCUGCUGCUGUCAGUUUCAAGUUGUGCGUUAGAUGACACCCGACAAGAAAACAGCAGCAAAACAGGACAUGUCACAGAUUCAUCUUUUAAUAAACCAUUCAAAAGCAAACAACCUUA
This is a messenger RNA of Scophthalmus maximus (turbot), 3580 nucleotides long. RefSeq names its product solute carrier family 22 member 4. Gene Ontology annotation, cellular component: membrane. Gene Ontology annotation, biological process: transmembrane transport. The record is from RefSeq and is a predicted model, not a curated record. Gene Ontology annotation, molecular function: transmembrane transporter activity. NCBI's taxonomy places the organism in Eukaryota, Metazoa, Chordata, Actinopteri, Pleuronectiformes, Scophthalmidae. The transcript has 12 exons. Bases 241 to 1899 code for a protein of 552 amino acids.